AUGAGUACAGGGAGAUGUCGGCCGAAUAACUUCCAAGAUAGUCUCAAAAUUGCUAAGCUCUUCACGUUGAUAUGCAAUAUUUUCACAAUGUUAGCUUCGAUUGGACUUAUCGGUUUUGCCAUUCGUUCUCUCGUCGAAUUCGGCUUUUCCUCGUCAAUCACCGGCACAAAUAUCCUUUCAUAUGGCGGCGGAAUUGGUCUUCUCGUUGGAAUCACCGUUUUCACGUUGACUCCUUUGGGAUUUUAUGCAACAAUUACUCACGAGGCUACUUUAAUGCAAAUUCACAUGAUCUUUGUCUUUGCCCUAGCAGGAUUCAGUAUAGCUACAGCUGGCCUUGGAUAUAUCUUGAGAAAUGAGAUAGUCUCCGGUGAAAUUCAAGGAUGGAUGAAGAUAAGCUUACAAAAUGAGUAUGGAAAUCCACAAGGAGAUGAAGUGACAGAGGCAUGGAAUCGACUACAAUCACAGUUGGGUUGUUGUGGCUUCUCCGAGGCUGGACCUCAAGAUUAUCGCUCAUCAACAUGGCUAUUGGCUCAAGUUGAAUACCCACGUCGCUUGGUGCCGGAGUCUUGUUGUCCGACUUGUGGAUCAAUUCAUUCCAACUUCUGUUAUCAAUUCCUCCUUGAUGGCCCAUUGCCGGUGAACACAACAGCGAUGGAACAAGUAUGCAUACAUGCGGCAGAAAAAUGCAACCAAGCCUCCGAAAUUUUUCCUGAAAUCGAUGUGUGUACUGGGAGGAAAAUCAUGCCCGGAAUGUACCCAAUUGAGGCUUUUCGCCAUCAGGAUGGUUGUUAUGCGAAACUUGAGGUCGAACUCCUCAAUUACUCUAAACGUCUAACUCUUUUCGGCGCAAUUUUUGCCAUCUUUUUAUUGAUCAAUUCUUUCUUCACUUUUCGAUUAACCCAGAAAAUGGCCGUUUCUCCUUAUGUUUCAAUUUAUCGGCCACCUUUU
Molecule: messenger RNA, 948 nt
Organism: Mesorhabditis belari
Lineage: Eukaryota; Metazoa; Nematoda; Chromadorea; Rhabditida; Rhabditidae
Source: the annotation of a GenBank genome assembly